Messenger RNA from Lethenteron reissneri (Far Eastern brook lamprey), 4838 nucleotides. RefSeq names its product sodium/hydrogen exchanger 9B2-like. The record is from RefSeq and is a predicted model, not a curated record. Gene Ontology annotation, biological process: proton transmembrane transport. NCBI's taxonomy places the organism in Eukaryota, Metazoa, Chordata, Hyperoartia, Petromyzontiformes, Petromyzontidae. Gene Ontology annotation, cellular component: membrane. Gene Ontology annotation, molecular function: antiporter activity.
CCCGGCGUGCAGGUGGCCGCGGCGUUGCCUGCGCGCCCAGCAACGUUGAGCAGCAGCUGCAGGCAGCGUGGGUUUGGGGCAUCCGCUGUGCUAAUAAUUACUGUGGUGACUAUGUAUUGACCCCCACCCCCCCCCGUUCAUCCUUCCCCGGUGGUUAAUCAAUGACGAAUAGAGCUAUGUAUGGAGGUUACGUUAUGUAACGCGGUGCUGGUUUCCCAUUAAAAGUGCUCAAAUGUGUUUGCCGAUUCGAUGUUAGUGCUGUUUGUUGCUGGCCGCUCGGAGUCGCCUCUCCGUGGCUACGCGCCGCGUGGACUUGCCGUGGCUUCCCGUCACGACUGCACCGCUCGCUCACCCGCCACGGCGCCCGCGGGAACAUGGAGACGCGCUGGGACGGCGAGAAGGGUGGCGGUGGGGCGGCGUCCCCUGGGUCUGAGGGGUCGCAGCGCCGGACGGGAGGCGGCGGCGACGGCGGCGGCGGCGGCGCGACACCGUGGAAGCUGAGAGCAAGGGACGCCGUCCGGUGCCCUCCACACGGAUGCCUUGCCCGCCUCGCCACCACGGUGCUGGCCGUGCUGCUGCUGUGGGCCGUGCCGCUCUCCGUGCUGGGAGCGGACGUGCUGCCCGGGGGGAACGUCUUUGGCCUGCUGCUGCUCUUCCUCGGCUCCACGCUGGCCGGAGCCUUGCUCGCCCGCGUCCGGCUGCCCGGCGUUCCACCCAUCCCUCCGCUCCUCGGGAUGCUGCUGACGGGCUUCGCACUGAAGAACGUGCCGGGCCAGCUGGUGGACGGCAUCGCUCAGGAGUGGUCGUCGGCGCUGAGGAGGGCGGCGCUCACUGUGAUCCUGAUGCGUGCCGGCCUGGGCCUCGACCCACAGGCUCUGAGGAGGCUCAAGGGCGUGUGCGUGCGCCUCUCCGUGCUGCCCUGCCUGGUGGAGGCGGUCUCCGUCGGGGUGGUCGCUCACUUCCUCCUCCACCUGCCCUGGGUGUGGGGGUUCAUGCUGGGCUGCGUGCUGGGCGCAGUGUCCCCGGCCGUGGUGGUGCCCUCCAUGCUGGCUCUGCAGGAGCGAGGCCUGGGCACGGAGCAGGGCAUCCCCACGCUGCUACUCGCUGCUGGCAGCGUGGACGACGUUCUCGCCAUUACGGGCUUCAACGCCUGCCUCUCCAGCGCCUUCUCCACCGGCUCGCUGCUCUUCACGGUGCUGCGUGGGCCGCUGGAAAUCGUGAUGGGGGUCUUCUCGGGCCUGGCUCUGGGCCUCGUCCUCCGGUUCUUCCCGAGCCCAGACCAGGCGCACGUGGUGGCGUGGAGGACGACCCUGCUGCUGGCCACGGGGGUCCUGGCCAUAUUUGGUAGCGAGGCCCUGGGCUUCCCUGGGGCCGGCGGCCUCUGCUGCCUCAUGGUGCCCUUCGUGGCCGCUCGGGGAUGGGGAGACACCAACGAGGCUGUGGCGGAGGCGGUGAAGGCCGUGUGGAUCGGAGUGUUCCAGCCUCUGCUCUUCUCCCUGAUCGGCGCCGAGGUUUCCCUCUCCGUGCUGGAGCCCCACACCACAGGGCUAUGUGUGGGGGUGCUGCUGGUGGGGCUGCUCAUGCGCCUCCUCGUCACGUUCGGGGCCGUCGGCUGCGCCGGCCUCAACGUCCGGGAGAAGCUCUUCGUGUCGCUCGCGUGGCUGCCCAAGGCCACCGUACAGGCUGCAAUAGGCUCGGUGGCGCUGGACGUGGCGCGUCUCCGCGGCGACACCGGAGCGCAGGCGUGGGGGCUGCAGAUCCUGACGGCCGCCUUCCUCUCCAUCCUGCUGACGGCGCCGCUCGGCUCGCUGCUCAUCGGCCUCACCGGGCCGCGUCUCCUCCAGCUGCCGCGCCAGCCGCCGGCGCCGCCCAUCCCGGCUCCUCCACCACCUCCUCCUCAUGCGGCCGAUGCCGGCACGGAGGCGGACGGUCAGACUCUCAGUCCCGACAAAGCGGAGAUGGAGUCUACGAUUGAGGAGCAGCAGACACUGAUGUAACCUGGCCACCUGCUGGGGGUUCACUCACUAACAUCAGAACACCCCCAGUGGCAUCGGUCUGCCAGUCAGCAGGGUUCGAUAUUUGCUCUGCGAUCCAGCCUCGGGGCCACCCGCCAGCGGCAGCCGUCCCUGCGUAUCAUUCUGCCGGUAGAGGCGGGAUGCUUGCUUGCUGUGUGUAAUAGCAAGUGGGGAAUUUAAGGGGUGAUUUUAGUUGUAAAAAAAAUGCACACGGUGACGUGCAACGGCCUGCAGCUCGACGUCAGUCGCGACGAGCUCGAAGGCUUUUAUCUUGACCCUGCGUCACCACGAUGAUGAUGGCGAACGACGCGAAGGAGGAUGAGCGGGGGGGUUAUAGCUGCGCGCCAGUUUGCUUCGCCUGCGUUUGACGUUCGUUACGCAGAGCAACUAAAGAGACGAGCAAUUACGUUUGCACUUGGGUCGCAAGGUGCACCUAGCCUGGCGCAAGCGAUAUGUUGAAGUCGUCGCCACGUGCACAAAGACGCCACGCGUAAGCAGACGAGCCGAGACCGCGUCUUGUGCCGUCACCGUUUGGCUCCGGCUCGGCUCGGCAAACAGGUCCCAGUGGAAAAGGAGAAGGGGGAAAAAAAACCCUCACCCAAACUGCUGGAAACGUGCGGGCACCGUGCUGGCACCGUGCCGGCACUACGCUCGCUCGGCAUGGAUGGUCCCUUUGUAAAAAUGGGGAAUGGGUAUGGCGAACGGCCACUGCUGCUGCUGAUGUUUCCGUGUGUGUAAGCCAUGAGUGUGCGCGUGCGAGUGUCGUGUUUGAUGCGUGUUUGACACAUGUUCGCAUGCGUGUAAGCCAUGAGCGCGUGCGAGUGUCGUGUUUGAUGCGUGUUUGACACAUGUUCGCAUGCGUGUAAGCCAUGAGUGCGUGUGCGAGUGUCGUGUUUGAUGCGUGUUUGACACAUGUUCGCAUGCGUGUAAGCCAUGAGUGCGCGUGCGAGUGUCGUGUUUGAUGCGUGUUUGACACAUGUUCGCAUGCGUGUAAGCCAUGAGCGCGUGCGAGUGUCAUGUUUGAUGCGUGUUUGACACAUGUUCGCAUGCGUGUAAGCCAUGAGUGCGCGUGCGAGUGUCGUGUUUGAUGCGUGUUUGACACAUGUUCGCGCGUGUAAGCCAUGAGUGUGCGCGUGCGCGUGUCGUGUUUGAUGCGUGUUUGACACAUGUUCGCGUGUGUGUAAGCCAUGAGUGCGCGCUUGCGGGUGUCGUGUUUGAUGCGUGUUUGACACAUGUUCGCAUGCGUGUAAGCCCUGAGUGUGCGCGUGCGAGUGUCGUGUUUGAUGCGUGUUUGACACAUGUUCGCAUGCGUGUAAGCCAUGAGUGCGCGUGCGAGUGUCGUGUUUGAUGCGUGUUUGACACAUGUUCGCAUGCGUGUAAGCCAUGAGUGUGUGCGUGCGAAGUGUCGUGUUUGAUGCGUGUUUUGACACAUGUUCGCACAUGUAAGCCAUGAGUGUGCGCGUGCAAGUGUCGUGUUUGAUGCGUGUUUGACACGUCUGCGUAGUGUGUAAGCCAUGAGUGUGCGAGUGUCGUGUUUGAUGCGUGUUCGCGUGCGUCAAGCUACUGGUGUGCGCGUACGAGCGUCGUUCGUGCGCGACGAUCGACCAUUUCUUGAAUCUCUCGUUACACUGGAACCGGGGGGGGGGGAGCGGUUAUUUUUUGUGUGUUUACGUUCAGCUCCCCAAGACUGGGGAGACGCCAGAACGGUGAACUCUGAACCAGCCUGCUGGGCCAUCGCGGGACUUCAUGCGGGAUGGAGCUCGUAGACCCGACAGCAGCUCGUCGCUCUCGCGGUGAUUGUCCUGGUCCCAACGAGCGAUCUGUCGCUGCUCCCGAGCGAGCAUCGAGGCAUCGGUGCUCAUUCUCCUCUCUGCAGCCCCUUGCAGAGCCCGUGGUGGGAAUUCCACAUUCACGUGGCCCCAGGGGGGGAGGGUCUAUCCGCAGGACAACCGCUGUUUUAUCGACCCUGGAGGGAUGAUGAUGGGCCGAAUCUAUCCUCGCACACAUUUCGCACAAAGUGCUUGCCACUAAUCAACCGCAAUAGCUCGCUGGUCAUCUCGUCAAGGACCAUGAACCAUAAUCACGCGAACUCCGCUCGUCCUCGCAGCAGCGGCUUUUGGCUGGCCAUCAAACAAAGGCGGCGGUCGCCGCAUCGCGUGGCACUUUCAGAUGUGCUUCUGCGGCCAUCUGGAUCGCUCUUAUGUCGGAAACCACUGGAGCUGUGCACUUUUAAAUCGGCUGCAUUGACAAACUCACGUCCUUCGAACUGCUUUUAGUUUUUUUAGCUGUCCUUCCCCCACACCUCCGAAGUAGCACGGUUGGCUACGUACGGUGCGAAAGAAGAUCAACGUACAUGCCAUCAUCACCACCCAGAGCUGUGGCAAUGUCGGCCUUGCUCAAUGGAUGAUAACACGGCACAGGUCAAGUGUCAAGUUGAUUGUGUGACCGGGCGAGGACUCUUACCCCUUUCCCGUCCCGAUGACGUUCGUUUACAUCAUCAAAUGGAAACCGGUAGGAAAACUUAAAGUAAAGUAACUUUUCCGGUACCGGGGCUCCCACAAGGCCAUGCGACAGUGUGCGUGGCACAGUUUGGCGCCAGCCAUCGUAGAGUGCGGUCGUGUCUCUGCGGUUCUCUGCGGUGAGUAACAAUGUCUUUAUAAACAACGGGCGCUGCUAGGCCUCUCCAAAGAAAAUUACUGCCCGAGCCGCUAGCACGUUCCGGAGUUCAGCAGGUGAACGGGGACACCCACAGCCUGCAAUUUGCAGACGUCUUCGAACGGGAAAAGGUUUAAGGGGCCGUCCAUAAAUGACGUCACGCACCUG